UGUUGAAAGAGAGAGAGAAGAAAACAAGAAAUCAAGAAUGGGUUUAGUGAGAGAAACACAGUGCAUAUUAUAUUCCUGUCACUCUCAAUUUCUGAGCUUCAAACUUCCCCUCCUCCCUCACUGUCACUGACAUCCCGUAUCAUCCCCACUUACUCCUCCUCAGACCCACCACUCCUCCAUUAAAACAAUGCCAUAGUUUGUGGUAAAGUUUUCACCUUUACCUCUCUUUGUCUCUGGGCUGUGGAGGAAACAACGUAAUACAGAAAUGCUGGUCUUAGGGAGCAAAUGUAGGAGAAUUCUGUCUGUUUUUUGUGCUGCCAACAUGCAUUUUUGCCAUGGAGGGAGCCUCUUUCUUCUCUGCAUUUUCCUGGCUUCUGCCUCUCUUUCUCUCUCUUAUGAAGGGAGGAACCCUGAAGUUGAAGCUUUGAUAGCUAUAAGGAAUUAUCUGAAUGACCCAAAUGGAGUUUUAAGGAAUUGGGAUGUUGAUUCAGUGGACCCUUGUAGUUGGGCUAUGAUCACUUGUUCUUCUGAUAAUCUUGUCAUUGCCUUCAUAGCACCAAGUCAAGGUUUAUCUGGGACAUUGUCUGGGUUGAAUGCAAACCUCACAAACCUCAAACAAAUAUUGUUGCAAAACAACAAUUUCUCAGGACAUAUUCCAAGGGAGCUUGGCAGGCUUCCCAAUCUUCAGACUUUGGAUCUAUCCAAUAAUAAGUUUUCUGGUCAUGUACCUGAAACUUUGGGUCUUUUGAACAGCCUCCAAUAUUUGAGGUUGAACAACAAUAGCUUGUCUGGGGCUAUUCCACUGUCCUUAGCUAGGGCAUCUAAACUUGCUUUCUUGGAUUUGUCUUACAACAAUUUCAGUGGACCUGUCCCCAAGUUUCCUGCUAGAACAUUCAAUGUUGUGGGCAACCCGCUAAUUUGUGGAAGCCUCUCCUCUGGGACGUGCAAUGGAUCGUUCAACCCAAUCCCGCUUUCAUUCUUCUUGAAGACUUCAACAGGAAAGAAGUGCUCGAAAAGACUUGCCAUUGCACUCGCACUCAGCUGUAGCUGUGUCUCCCUUUUCCUCUUAGGAUUCGGAUUUAUCUUUUGGAAACGAAGCAAACAUACAAAACAGUCCAUUCUAAAUGUUAACGAUCUGCAAGACGAGGAACUAAUAAAACUAGGCAACCUCAGAAGCUUCACUUUCAAAGAGCUACAACACGCAACUGAUAAUUUCAGCUCCAAGAACAUUCUUGGCACGGGGGGAUUUGGAAAUGUCUACCGGGGAAAACUCGGGGAUGGCUCAGUGGUGGCAGUUAAGCGGCUAAAGGAUAUUAGCGGGACAGCGGGGGAAUCACAGUUCCAGACAGAACUCGAACUCAUUAGCUUGGCAGUUCAUAGAAAUCUGCUCCGCUUAGUUGGCUAUUGCGCCACACCAACCGAGCGCCUUCUCGUGUAUCCCUACAUGUCAAAUGGUAGCGUGGCAGCAAGACUCAGAGGAAAACCGCCUCUAGAUUGGUACACCAGGAAGAGAAUUGCGAUUGGAGCUGCCCGAGGGCUUCUUUAUCUCCACGAACAGUGUGAUCCGAAGAUAAUCCACAGAGAUGUGAAGGCGGCUAAUGUACUCUUGGAUGACUAUUAUGAAGCUGUCGUUGGCGACUUUGGCCUCGCAAAGCUCCUUGAUCACGCGGAGUCACAUGUGACCACUGCUGUUCGUGGCACUGUCGGGCACAUUGCCCCCGAAUACCUCUCGACUGGUCAAUCGUCUGAGAAAACUGAUGUCUUUGGAUUCGGUAUUCUCCUAGUAGAGCUCAUAACAGGAAUGAGAGCUCUCGAAUUGGGCAAGGCAGUAAACCAGAAGGGCGCUGCACUUGAAUGGGUCAACAAAAUGCAGCAAGAGAAGAAAAUCGAUGCAUUGGUUGAUCGAGAGCUAGGGACAACCUACGACAGGAUUGAAGUCGGGGAGAUGCUACAAGUGGCCAUACUAUGCACUCAAUAUCUCCCGGCCCAACGCCCCAAGAUGUCCGAGGUUGUUAGGAUGCUCGAGGGAGACGGUCUUGCUGAGAAAUGGGCAGCCUCGCACAACUGCAACAGCAUCAAAGCCCCCCAUAGGUCUAACCCUAUGGUCCCCAGGUAUGAUGACAAUGAGCAUGACCAUUUGCCCAUCUUCGGGACAAUGACAGAUGAUGACUAUGAUGCGCACGCCAUGGAGCUUUCGGGGCCAAGAUAAUAAAAAGACUGAACAGCAGAAGUAGAUAAGUAAAAUUCUUUUUUAUUCUUUACUGAAAUAGUACCAAUCUUUCACUCUUAGGUAGAGAAAACAGUAAAAAAAAAGUCAAAAAAAGAAAAAGAGAGAACAUAAUAGACCACUCAACUUUCUGUUUGAUCUCUGUUUAUCAUUUCGCCUUUUCCCCCCACUGUCUUCUUCACAAUGGUAACUUGACCUCUUUGGGUUUGGAAUGGAUGCCAUUCUUAGAGCUUUGAGAUUCUCAAUUUGCAGUUAGAUUCUUAGCCUCUUAGGUACUUUGUGCUCCCCCUUUGAGGUCAUGUUCUAAUGUAGAUAACCUUCUUUGUUGGUAAAUAUGUUUGGAAUUGUGUGGC
This is a messenger RNA of Ipomoea triloba (trilobed morning glory), 2580 nucleotides long. Its product is annotated as probable LRR receptor-like serine/threonine-protein kinase At2g23950. NCBI's taxonomy places the organism in Eukaryota, Viridiplantae, Streptophyta, Magnoliopsida, Solanales, Convolvulaceae. The record is from RefSeq and is a predicted model, not a curated record. The transcript has 11 exons. Gene Ontology annotation, molecular function: ATP binding; protein kinase activity; protein binding. Bases 266 to 2209 code for a protein of 647 amino acids. Gene Ontology annotation, biological process: protein phosphorylation.